AUGGACUGGGCCGACUUCGACGCCAGCGACAGCUCCGACGCCAGCGACAGCUUUGACGAGGCUAGCGAUAGCUGGGACAGUAGCGACGAGUCGGACAAGGAUGAGCCGGAGAAUGCCUACAACGAUGCCUUGGUCAAGAUCAAGCACUACAGCCAUGUGUACAGCGACUCGGUCACUCCAUACGGGUGUGACGAUUGGUUGCAGAUGCGCGUCGACGGCGUCGAUGGUCUCCUCUCGUGGCCGCUGCCAGAGCACCGAGUGCGACAACUGGCGGCGCUGGCUGGCGACACGAACGCCAUUCCCGCCGACAAGCUGUACAUCCGCAACGAUGCGUCGUGGUCCAACGAUCUACUCUAA
Molecule: messenger RNA, 357 nt
Organism: Saprolegnia parasitica CBS 223.65
Lineage: Eukaryota; Oomycota; Saprolegniomycetes; Saprolegniales; Saprolegniaceae
Exons: 1
Coding region: 1-357 (118 amino acids)
Source: RefSeq, a predicted model, not a curated record